AUGAAAAGGAAAAAGGGAUUGAUCACUUAUAUGCUUUGCUUGUUUGUAGUUCAUAACGUUUGCCAAGGUAAGAUUCGAGGGAAGGAUAAAUGCAUGUGUGAACUUUUUGAUUAAGAUGUUCACCGAAACUAUCAAUAUAUUAUUUAAACUAAGAUAUCUCAGGAGCACUCAACGAAGGUUCUCUCCUAAAUGCAGUAAAAACACUUUUUAGGCUAUCCAGAAUACUUUUAGAUCUUUAGAAAUACAUUCUAAUCGGCGCUAUAAUAUUCUGUUCGGUCAUCCUAGGAUAACUUGGGUCUUUUCGAAAUUACCAGGGCUUCAGACAUGUUAUUUUCCCGAAUAUUUUUGAUGCAAUUUAAAGUUUUACGAAAGUGAGAAUUUUUCUGAUUCCUCUUUCCGGCGCAUUUUCGAAUCAGAAAAUUCUAAGUUGCCUUUUUCUGCGAAAAAUCAAACUUCAGAAAAUCGUAGGGAAAAAUCGAAAAAUGUACAUGAAUGGAACGGUCCCCUAGAAAUUCUUAGCCUUCCUAAGGUAUAGAAAAUUCUAGGCAAUUUUUGCUUCUCCGAACAGAUAUAAAUUAUAGCCGUUAUAUCUAGGAUUUUUGAAAACGUUCCUACCAGCUAUGGCAACAAUUUAACCGAAAUGUGGCCGAAAUAGCGCGUUCAUGCUUGCAUCUGAUAAGCUCGAAAAUCGCACUAAGAAAGGAAAAGCAGUGGAAAAUAUACAGAGCGAAGGAAAAAUAAGGGAGGUGAUGAGGAAAGAAUGUGAUGAUUGCGCUGUUAGUUUUUGCAUUGGCUGCUUUAGAGAGAGUUCUUAAACGAAACAAAUGGCUUGACUAAAGAGGUCUACUUUAGAAGUAACGUUUUCAAAAAUCCAGCUAGAUAUUAAAUGAUAAUCUAUCUGCCUUUGCUAAUAAUUACAUGUAGGUUUACUCCUUCAAACCGAAAAAAGAAAGGAUUUAUCUGCCCUCCUGUUUGAUGUACACGCCAGCGACAGAGAUAGUAUCACGGGAUCCAGGACUACACUUAUUACCACAAACUCUGACAGGGAUUUCCAUUCAUACCCAACUGGUAAACUUAGGAAAUCUGCGAAAGCUCGUUGGAAGGUUAUUUGUCCUUCACAUGAGGUAAGCACCGUUCAGCCUCGUAUUUUUCAAGAGCGUGAUACCGAACUGAAAUCUACUGCAAGCGAUGGUAACGUGGGAGAAAAUUCAAAGAAAAUAACUUCUGGAGCAAUGAAAGUUAAAGACAAGCUGCCAGGACACGCUUUGAGGGAGUCCGCAAUGGAUGCUGGGAUGACACCUCAGAAAGAAACUAAACUAAAGGAUUUUGAAAGCAAAAAGAAAGCAGAAGAAGUCGCAGAAAGUAAAAUUCGUAAACAGACAGGCAAAGGUCAGUCAUUUCAAGGUAAAAUAGACGACAGCUUAUUGCAAGGGGAACCUAUUCUGAGAAAGUCUUACGGACCUACGCAACCUCGAGCAAGAUCACACAUUAAAAUGGCUUCACAUUCCGAAACUCGCUUGAAUGAUCGUAGGACAUCAAUAGCAAGGAAGCAGAAUUCCCUACCUACAGCAACAACGGAAUCGCUCUCUCCUGGAGAAGUUGCGGCCAUAACUGUGGGAUUAAUGGCAGGAGCGAUGGUACUGAUGGUUAUUGGGACGGCGCUUUGGUGAGUUUUAAUGUUAGCUGCAGAAUGGACCUUAUUCACGAUAUCCGCCGUCUUUGCACGCGCUUUAGAACCGAUGGGAUAAAAGCAAUGUUGCAUGGUUUCUCAUGGGGGGACAAGUGAAAAAAUUUACCAGUGCAAGAAAUCGCGGUUGAUUUUGUUUAUUCUGUACAUCAGAAAAUGAAUAACUUUUUGGAAUAAAGACGAUAAUGGCAAGCUAUGGGUAGAACUGAUCAUUGUUACUUUAGCUGGAUGCAGUAGCGACCGUAGAUGUCCUCACAGAAACAAAUAAUGAGGAACUAGAACUGUAGAUUUUUCAAGACUAUUAAUUUUUCUUCUCGUUUUUAUAGAAUAAGCAAACUUGACCUCAACUACUCGUAUUGGCACAUUUUAUCACUUGUUUGUCUUAUGAUUGUCUGGGUAUCAGAUGUUUCUCGGCGGAAAGGGCAAGGAAGACCUAAAUCUCAGGCUACUCUUAUGAUCUCGCCUAAGGUUCGAUCCAUAUAAGGUAACCCGGACUCUAGUAUCAAAGAAAAUUUUACUAGUGGAAUGUGGAAUCCUCGGUUUUGGAACACGGAAUCUCACUAACGAUUGGAAUCCGCUUGAAAUCCAGAAUCCAAGACUGUCUUGGAUUACCUUAUACGGGGCGAUAAAGUAUAUCAAAAACAUCUGAAAACUAAGAUAGACGAUAGCCUGGAAGAAAAUAAUUAAUUAGCUUUUGUUAGAUUACUUACGAGGAGCUCCCAAUACGAUAUUGUUCAAAAAAUGAAACAAAGCAUAAUAUAACCGGCGACUUUUUGUAUAGAUCCAGAUUUCUGGAAAAAAGAACACCUAAAGCGAACAAGAACACACCAUAAAAUGUGCUCUUUAAGCAGCAAAGCAACAACAUAGGUAAAAAUUUGUUAUUGUUUCUCUCUUAGUUUAUAAGUAUUGCAAAAAUAUCAAGUUUUACUGAAAGGAAAUCAGUACUCCGCCUAGUUGCUUCUUAUUCUUCUAAGAGAUGGCGGGGGCGAGAAAAAUCACAAUGGUUAUUAAGGAGCGUCGGGGAACUGGUUCAGUGGAUAUGCUAUUACAGCGACUGACUGUUUUGUUUGAAAUUUCAAAACCCUGGGACCAGGCUCCGCAAUGGUUGAAAAAGGAAAAAAAACGAGGUAAAAAAGAAAAAAAAAAUACAAUCGUCGAGCGAGCGAGCGGUGGACUGAAGAGAGGGUAAGGGCGGCCACCCUUCCCCGUUCCCAGACUUCCGCUCGGCUGGCUUCGCUCGCUGAGAUUUUUUGGCUGCGGAGCCUGGUGCCAGGCUAGAAAUUUAGCAUCUUCCAAAGUCUGUUAAUUCAAUUUUUCUUUUAAGGAUGAAGUGCGAGAAUCGAUUCAUUAGGCGUACCGAUCCAGAAUUAGGAUUGGCGAGUCCAGCGAUGACACGCUUUGGUGAAGAACUUAGUGAAGAGGAAAUCAUAUUUGAAAGGAAUUUCAAAGUUACAAGAAGUAAAAAGGAACCUUCUACACCGCAAUCAAAUUCAAGCUCCACUAGUGCCCCUCAUCCAACAAGUCUUUUAACAACGUGA
Molecule: messenger RNA, 3225 nt
Organism: Porites evermanni
Lineage: Eukaryota; Metazoa; Cnidaria; Anthozoa; Scleractinia; Poritidae
Source: the annotation of a GenBank genome assembly